Aspergillus melleus is the source of this 1041-nucleotide messenger RNA. RefSeq names its product high-affinity Zn(2+) transporter ZRT1 (gene zrfA). Gene Ontology annotation, cellular component: plasma membrane. Bases 1 to 1041 code for a protein of 346 amino acids. Gene Ontology annotation, molecular function: high-affinity zinc transmembrane transporter activity. NCBI's taxonomy places the organism in Eukaryota, Fungi, Ascomycota, Eurotiomycetes, Eurotiales, Aspergillaceae. The transcript has a single exon. Gene Ontology annotation, biological process: zinc ion import across plasma membrane. The record is from RefSeq and is a predicted model, not a curated record.
AUGUCAUCCUUCAAUGCCUCUCACGUUGACCUGAACACGGCGAGUAAGGAGGACGUGCUCUGCUACCUCGCGUUGUCCAGGAAUGAGUACAAUGGUCACCUGGGCGCUCGAAUCUCCUCUAUCUUUGUCAUCUUUGUGACCUCGACGGCUUUAACACUCUUCCCCGUGGUCGCUAAGCGAGUUCCGCGAUGGAAGGUCCCUUACCAUGUCUAUCUCUUCGCACGGUAUUUCGGUACCGGUGUCAUUUUAGCGACCGCGUUCAUUCAUCUUCUGGAUCCGGCCUACAAGCGCAUUGGUCCCAAAACCUGCGUAGGUGUUUCAGGGCAUUGGGGUGACUAUUCUUGGUGCGCUUCCAUAGUGCUGGCAUCUGUGGUGAUUAUAUUCCUUCUGGACCUAGCCGCUGAGGUGUAUGUGGAACGCAAAUAUGGCGUGCAACGCAAAGAUGACGCAACCAACUCCUACCUAACGACAACCCACCGCUCCGACACAGAGAAGGGGAAUCCCAGACCCGAAGAAAUUCACGACGAGGCGACUUCGGUGGCUUCCGAACGGUCUUUUCAUCAGCAGUUCGCAGCGUUUCUGAUCCUCGAGUUCGGCAUCAUCUUCCACUCGGUCAUCAUCGGAUUGAACUUGGGAGUCACCGGCGACGAAUUUGCGACACUCUACCCAGUGCUCGUCUUCCACCAAGCAUUUGAGGGACUGGGUAUAGGGGCACGGAUGUCUGCCCUGCACUUUGGGGCGCGGCGGUGGCUACCGUGGGCACUCUGCCUGGCCUACGGACUCACAACCCCAGUAUCUAUCGCAAUCGGGCUGGGUGUACGUACCUCGUACAAUCCGGGGUCUAAGACGGCGUUGAUCGUGCAGGGGGUGUUGAAUGCGAUCUCGGCUGGGAUCUUGAUUUAUAGCAGCCUGGUGGAACUCCUGGCGCGGGAUUUUCUCUUCGAUCCCGAUCGUCCCAAGCGACGAUCGCAUCUGGUGAUGAUGGUGGGAUACACCCUCCUAGGUGCGGGUAUAAUGGCAUUGAUUGGCAAAUGGGCGUGA